Mytilus californianus (California mussel) is the source of this 6049-nucleotide messenger RNA. RefSeq names its product la-related protein 6-like. The record is from RefSeq and is a predicted model, not a curated record. Gene Ontology annotation, molecular function: mRNA binding. Lineage: Eukaryota; Metazoa; Mollusca; Bivalvia; Mytilida; Mytilidae. Gene Ontology annotation, biological process: RNA processing. The transcript has a single exon. The coding region runs from base 167 to 1618 and encodes 483 amino acids. Gene Ontology annotation, cellular component: nucleus.
UUUUUAUAAACCGGAAGCGGAAACCGAUUCCUCCGACGUCAUUUUAGGAUAUUUUAGAAGUUAGGAACUGAGGUCGGCAGUUCUGUGGGAUUUCCUACAGUUUUACCACCUUGGCUUAAGUUGUGAAGUAUAAAAUAGCCACCCGAAGAGAAGUAAGCUAGAUUUCAUGAUGAGUGACUGCACUGUAAGUUCAAUUAUCCCUGAAAUUCGCGAGGAGACUGUUCCAUCAUCACCAGAUGUUCAAAACGGUGACGAAAACGUGGUCACAUCGUCUAUUCAAAACAUUCGACUGGACCAGUUAAAAGUUGACGACGAAGCUAAUAGCAGUGUCUACACGAGUGAAGAAGAAAGUGGCAGUAGGAAUGCGUCGGAUGAAAAUGAUCGUUCGAAAUCUCCUGAGCCAGAAUUUAUCCCACCAGACGAUGAACUACGUGACAAAAUCGUAAAACAAGUUGAGUUUUACUUCUCAGAUGUAAAUAUUCUGAAAGAUGCAUUUCUUUUGAAACAUGUUCGAAGAAACAAACAAGGGUAUGUAAGCAUUAAGCUUAUUACAUCAUUCAAAAAAAUGAAAUCAUUAACAAAAGACUACAGAGUAGUUGCAUAUAGCUUAAGACUCUCUGAGAAGCUUGAUGUAAAUGAAGAGGGUAGAAAAGUACGUAGAAAAGAUCCUCUUCCAGAGUAUGAUGAGACAAUACCGUCAAGGUCUGUUGUAGUUGUAAACCUACCAAUGGAAAAUCCCACUAUUGAAAAUGUCGCAGAAGUUUUUUCAAAGUGUGGAGAAGUUUCAUUGAUUAGAAUUCUUCGUCCAGGAAAGACAAUUCCUCAAGAUGUGAAGAAGCAUGCAAAUAAACAUCCUGAAAUAGGAACAACAACAUGUGCGGUAAUAGAAUUUGAAAAACAUGAACAUGCAAAAUUAGCUGUGGAAAGUUUGAAUAAUAAUGAUGACUGGAGGAAAGGGAUGAGAGUAGUUCUCCUUUCUGCUCAAAAGAAGAAAGAUAGAAAAGAUCAGAAUGGACAAGGUAAUGAUACUGGAAAAGAAGAUGAUGAAGAAGAUCCCAAAAAACAGAAAAAAAGACGUGAACGACGAAAGAAAAACCGAAUUGAUGAACUUGCUAAAAACAAUGAUUCUUCUUGUUACAGUAGUGGCUCAGAGGUUGAACAUUCAGGACGUGGUCGUCAGUCACAUCAAAAGUCAUUGAGCCCUAAUCAUUUAGAAGUUAAUAAACUAAGUCCAGGUAAUUCUCCAAGAUCUAGUCCUAGGUCAAGUCCAAUGACUAGUCCAAGAAUGCAAAGAAAUAAGUUUCAGCAUGGUAAAUCUCCAUUGGCAGAUAACAGUCCAAACUUGAGCCCUAGACAUAGUCCUCGGAGUAGUCCAGAAACUAGUCGCAAACAAUACAAUGAUUAUUCCUCAGGUGGUGAGGGUAGUCCAUCAAGUCCAUGGAUCCGUCGUAGGAUGUUGAAAGCUGCACAAGAAAAGAGUCCUCUUGCAUCAAAUGAAAGUAAUGGACCAAAACGCAUGCAUGACAUGGAAGGUGUGGUACGUCAACCUAAAGGACCAGAUGGUACUAUAGGAUUUCAUCUUGGUAGAGGAAAACCAAGAAGUAGUACAUUCUCUUAAUUGUUAUAACUUAUAGGCAUUACUAAAUGUUUAUUACAUGUUUAUUACAUGUUCAUGUACAAAAAAAAUGUAUUAAGGCCAAAUGAAAAAUAUUGUUACAGGGAAAACCAUUUUAUUUUUCUUAAUCAGUCUAAUACAUAUUUGUAUAAACAUGAUAAAAGCUAAGGAUAUAAAUUAUCAAACAGUAAACUGUCCAUUUAUUUAGCUUUGUAAUUAAACACAAAUAAAGUAGUUGUUUAUCUUUUGGAGUUUAAAGUGAGAAUCUAGCAAUAUUUAUUCUCUUUUUCAACUAUGUAAUUCAUUGGUAGGUUGGUUAAUAUGAGUAUAAUCUUAAUUGUUACAACUGUACAUGAAAACAAUGAAAUCAUCAAAAUGUCUUCAUCAUUGAUAAACAUUAUUAGUACAUUUUUCAUGUUUUUUGUGCAUAUAUUUUUUAUUUGGUCUUAAACAUUAUUUAUUGUUAAACUGUCCCUGUCCUUGUCUUUGUUGUGAUUGAAUAUAUAGACGCAUUUAUUCAUAGAUUUUCACAUCUUCAUAUAAAAGUAAUAUUUUACAAAGACUUAAGUAAGACAGAUUUUAAUCUAAAGCCAGUUAUUACUUAAUUAUGAUUAAAAGUGCUGUUGUGAUAGUUUAUAUUAUUGUUUGUCAUUUAAGAUAUCAAAUCUUGUAGAAAUAUUUUUUUUUCAGACAUUUUUUAGGGGGAGUCCUGUCAGUAAAUAUUAUUAUGAUUUUCAGAGUUAUGUCAGUCCAUGUCAUUAUGUGUAAAUAUCAUGAUUUGAUCACUGAGCAUGUCAAAGCACUAAUUUAAUUAAAAUAAUCAAAUUGUCUCUGGAUGUGAACAGAUUGCCUUCAACAAAUAAAUGUAAUUUAAUUUGCAGUAUAAGUUAAUUUCAUUAUACAAUCUGAGACUAGAACACAAUUAAUUAUGAUUAAAUUGACAACUGUCAAUCAGUUUUUAGUAAAUACAGUUUAUUAUUUCAAUGUCAAGACUAAUUAUACCUAUUGGGAUUUAUCCAAAAUUUAAUAAAGAUUUAAAAUUACUAUAUAUAUACACUAUGUACAUUUUAUUAGGAAAACUUUCUUUUAAAUUAAUAAUUUUAUUUUAAACAUCCUCAUAAUCAUAACUUAUGGUACAAGGGAGACAACUUUGAUUAUAUAGCAUAAGCUGUUCAAAUGUUUAAGACUGAUGAAGUUACCCUAAUGUAAUAAAGCGUGCAAUCAAACUUUAUUUAUUUUAUCAUUAUUUGAAUUUUAAUAACUUCAGUUUUUACACAUUCAAUCAUGAAUAAAUAAGAAUGAACACGAAAGUAUAUAUUUUUUAAGUUGUUUUAUUUUAUAAAGUAUAUAUUAACCAUGUUAGCAUUUGUUUGAAUGUAUGUACCAGGCCAAAAAGUCAUGAUAAUGUCUUGUUCUUAGUUUAAUGAGGGCAUAUAUUUUAAAAUAUCUUUUACAUGUUUGUGAUGUAUGGUUUACAAUUUUUCUUCACUUUUGAAGAACUUAUUUUCACAUUUUUGGCCAAAUUCUAUAUGUAUGUUCAUACAACGUAUGUAUGUACAAAUUAAAUUCAUACCACAGUAAGAACAAUUUCUGUGACCAUUAUUUUCUAAAUAUAGUAACAAAAUGAUAUUUUGUACAACAUCAUGUCACACCAGUCUGCAAUUAGGGGCCCAUUAAGCAUGUUAAAGGGUGGAAAAUAAGUUUUACUUUUGUGUUAUCAUUUUAAUCUCUUAACAGGUCUUUUUUUAUGUCCAUUUAUCAUGUUUAAUCAUGAAGAAUAUAUUGUUUACAAGAUUAAUAUUGAAGAAAAAAAUGUAAUAAAAUCAUCACUAGGAUUUCACAAAAGGGAUACAUUUGUCAAGAUUUUUAUGAAGAUGUGCACCAAAAUUACACCUAUGCCUUAAGUGCAAGAAGAGAUAACUUUAUUAAGCAUUUAAUUGUGUUCAGGAUCAAGUUUUGAUAUUAUUAUUACUGUACAUCAUGUACAUGUAGUUCUGAAAUUAUUGCAUGCAUUUAUUGAUACCCUCGUCAUGUGCGUUGAACAAUACAUGCACACAGUAAAUGAAGAUUAGUUGAUCACUUUUUAUGGAAUUGCUGGUCAGGAAUAGGGCCGUUGAUCAGUGGUUUCAAUAUUUAUUAAGGCAAUCCUCACCCUGUCACAUUUAUCCAGUAGAUAAUAACAUCACAAAAUUUCUGAAUACAUGUAUACUGUAACAAGAUUUUUUUUAGACAACAUAUUUUAUAUGUUACAUGAUGGCAUAUGUGAAUAAAUAUUUUUCACAUUUUUUUUUAACGAAAGUCAUCUUUUUGCAUGGCUGAUAUGGCAUGAACGGGAGAAUCUUUGAUAGAAAAUGUGAUUAAGAGAUUCUGACAUUGGCUUCCUGUGAAAUUAUAACAUGAGGUUCAUAUAAGCUCUUUAUUGCUGUUAUCUCAUGUCCUCUUCCAGUGUAGAAAAUCAGAUAAAUUUCGAAUUUUAAUGUUUGGUUAAAAGUAUUUAAAGAAUAUUGUAUACAAUUACAAAAUGUUCAAAGUCUAUUUUCACUGUUUGUAAAAUGCCUUUAGAAAUUGUAAUGUCAAACUGUCUUUGUUUGAAGUAAGAAUAAACUUCACAUUUUACAUAUUGUAUUGUACCGGGGUAGAUUAGUUUUUGUUAAGGUAAUACUUUGGUAGUUAAUAGCCACUAGUCUUGAUAUACAGAUAAUAAAUUAAUUCUCUGUGGCAUCGGAUAUCUCUGGUAUCCCCCCUGAAGCUCCCCAGAUCAGGAGGGAAUCUCAUGUUGAUACUGGUAUCAUUCAGAGAAUACCAUGUAUACAUUUCAAUGUACCAUUCCAUUCAUUGUUAUUUUACUUUUUUUUUAAAUAUUUUUUGACUUUGUAAAUUUGUAUAUCUUGAAUUAGGUUUUAUGAAUAUAUUGCUCAUUUAAAGAACUGUCUACUUUUUAUGUGGUAAUUUCUUUUAAGAUAAUGUUUUCAAUUAUUUAUCAUGAAUAUUGUCAUAAGAAGAAAAUGUAUAUAUCAAAUAUUGAUCAUUUAUUAUCUACAUGACUUGAACUUUUUUUAGUCUUAUUGUAUAAUGUCUAAUUUAUGAUCUCUUUUAAAGAUCACAACCUUUCAUCAAAAAUGUUUUAAAUGUUAUAAAAUGCUUUGUAGAAUUAGAUGUACAGUGUAAAGAUGAUCAUGUGUUUAAGAAACAUUUAAUACAUGUAGUAAGCUCCAGUUCUUAUGAACAGGAUUAAGUAUAUACUAUACUGUAUUUAGAUAUUUCUUACUGAAUUGUGACACACAUUUUCAAAAUGAGCUCUUAAUUUCUUUUUAUUCAAACACGUUCAUAAUUAUGAAAAUAAUUUGGAAAAUAAGUUUGUUUUUAGAAAUAAUGACUUUUAAAUAUGAUUUAAGAAGUUUUUGUGACCCUAAAUUCUUGAGAAAAUGGUUUGGAAUGAUAAAUUAUUUAUAUAUGAUAACAGGCUGAAUUUAGUCAUCACUUAUCUAUUCAACUAUUUGGAUGUAACCAUAGCAAAUUCAAACUGUAAUAAUACAAAGAUUUAAGUGAUAAUGGGAUAAUUCUAUUCACUUAAGCAUAAUCCAUAAUCAUAUACAUGUAAUAUACAAUUUCAUCAUAAUUACAGCUCAAGAAUUCUUCAGAUAUAUAUAUUUUUUUGGCUGUAAAACUGCCAAAACUAUUUAUUUGUUAGGUCUUGUCUAUAAUUAUCUGCAAAUGUUCAUUCUAAUAUAAUAUAUUGACAAAAUCCCACCUUUCAAGCAUAUAUGUGAUUCUUUUCUUUAGCAUUGUUUUGUAAUGAUAUUAUAUACAUACAUAAAACAUUGAGCAAAUUUUCAAAAUAGCAAUAUUACAAAAGAUGUAUGUGAAAAAAAGAAGUUUAAAGCUAACACAAAUGUAGGAUAUGUUCAUGUUUAAAAACCCAAUGUUUAAAGAAACACGAGUUGUAAUUUUAAACUUUGACCUGAGAGGUUUUCUACAUUUACAUCAACAAGUAUGGGAAAGGACAUUUUAAAUUAAAUUCUGGGGUACAAUAUGUAAUUGUUCAAAAUAACAUAUUCUCUAGAAUAGAGCAAAUUUGAUGAAAACUUGUAUUUUUAUUUUUGACAGUUUUAAAGACGUAUAUUUUAGUAAAUGUCCAAACUGCUUGUUUUCAACUAGUAAUUAGAUGUUUCAUACUAUCUGUUAAUCUCUCCAAUGCAAACUAUAUAUGUGAUCAUGUGAAUUUGUAUUUAUUUUGAAUUGUUAUAAGAGAGACUUAUAAAACUAUUUCAUAGUAAGGUAUACUUUUUACACAGCAAUUUUUGUUAUUGUUUGUAAGUUUGAUAUGUUGAUAGUCUAUUUCUGUACUUAAGGUGCUGUGCAUUUUUUGUUUAUCAUUUUUGCAUUCCAAAUGCAGAAAGUCAUGGAUUUGAAUAAAAGAAGUGGAAUCUUAAA